Messenger RNA from Lithohypha guttulata, 1773 nucleotides. RefSeq lists its product as uncharacterized. The transcript is spliced from 3 exons. NCBI's taxonomy places the organism in Eukaryota, Fungi, Ascomycota, Eurotiomycetes, Chaetothyriales, Trichomeriaceae. The record is from RefSeq and is a predicted model, not a curated record. Bases 1 to 1773 code for a protein of 590 amino acids. Gene Ontology annotation, molecular function: transcription cis-regulatory region binding; zinc ion binding; DNA-binding transcription factor activity, RNA polymerase II-specific. Gene Ontology annotation, cellular component: nucleus. Gene Ontology annotation, biological process: DNA-templated transcription; regulation of DNA-templated transcription.
AUGGGCAGAAGUGACUCAACACCACAAAUAGGGACCUUUACACAGAGCCCCUUCGAGGGAAGCUUAUCGAAGGAUGAUCACGGCAUGGCAAUGACGCGAGAACCGUCUCCGGAAAACAUUGAUGGGCAUCAACGCCCUGACACUGCUGUGCAAGUGACUGAGCCUAUGGGUAGUCUGUACGAAGUUACUAGACUCAGAAACAUUCGGAGUAAUCAAGCCAGAGUAUCGCGUCCUGGUCUAGAGUCCUCAGGCCAAGUAGAGGAUUUCAUUGCCAGAGGGAUCAUAGACGAGGCAGAAGCCGAAGAGCUAUACAACACCUUUCACAACUCACUGAAUCACUAUUUAUGGGUUGGCAUCGAGCAAAUACAUACUAGCUUGACAUCAGUUCGGCGUUCCUCACAACUCUUGACAGCAACUAUCCUCACAGUCACAGCUCUUCAUAUCCCAACGAGCACUAAGACUUUCGACAACUGUUAUCGUGAGUUUCUGUCUUUGAUUUCUUCUUCCAUGUUCUCUCGCUACCACUCGAUCGAUGAUGUGCGGGCGUUGUGCAUUGCAGCAUUCUGGCUGUCUGAUGUAUCUUGGAAACUCUCGGGUCACGCUAUUCGUGUAGCCACCGAGCUUGAUGUCCAUAAUGCUUUCUUCAAAGCGCUGGAAGGUGAUCGAGAAGCCUUUCUGCGAGCUAGAUUGUGGUAUAUGCUAUACGUUUGUGAUCACCAUUUCAGCAUCGCCUAUGGACGACCACCGAUGAUCAGCGAGAGUCUGCAAAUACGAGAACACGAACAGUUCCUGAAGCUGCCAUUUGCAGAUGCUCUGGAUUAUCGCAUUCUCUCUCAAGUGGCGCUAUUUCAGAUCAUGACGCGUAUACACGACACAUUUGCUGAAAUGCGCUUGCCCCAGCACGACAAUGCUCGCGCUGUGCUUUCAUCACAACACUUCCCAUGUAUGCGACACUUUAACUUGGAGAUUGACCAGUGGCGAGUCAAAUGGCAAUCCCUCCAGCGCCAUAAUACCUUCAUCGGCACAUUUCCACCAAAAGGCAUCAUUCUGUACAGCUACUUCGCCAAACUCCAGCUCAACUCAUUCGCAAUCCGUGGUAUCAGCACCAGCCAAGAAGACAUGGCUACUGAGCGAAAGGAGUUUGUGGAUACUGCAAUUUCUGCUGCAAUGUCAGUCCUUACCUUCGUGCUGCAGGAAGCCGAUAUGCGCCGCGCCCUAGUGGGAACGCCACUAUAUGUCCAUACUAUGAUCGCUUUCGCGUCAGUCUUCUUGUUGAAUGUGGCGACCAUCAAGUCGCAAGGCGCUCCGCUAGGUCGUCACUUUAACAUCGAUGCCCAGUUGACGUGGCACAACGUGGAAGCUAUGGUCAAACUGCUUCGGAGUAUGAUUGUAAGCGAUCGUCACCUGAUCCAACAUGUUGCGGCAGGUUUGGAUACGAUGUUGCAGAAGGCGAAAAGUGUCGCCAGUGGUAUGCCUGUUUCUCGAGGCCUUUCGGAAGAGAACAGCAUCGCUCCACGGCAAUACGACCACUCGCAAGCUGAUCAGUCGAGGCAGAAGUCACGACAGCAGGAAUUUUGGAAUGACAACAGGAACGAUAUCUCGCGUUCCUCGUUUGUGGAUCCAGGCAUUGCUGGUUCAAGCAUGGAGAUGGGAGAUAGCUUCGUCGACGAUGAUCAUAUGAUGUUCAUGAACGAGACCAUGUUGUACGAUGCGUUUGGUACCGACACAACAAAUGAAGUGUAUAAUCUCUUGAGCAAUCAGUUCUCCUGCUGA